Molecule: messenger RNA, 2831 nt
Organism: Elaeis guineensis (African oil palm)
Lineage: Eukaryota; Viridiplantae; Streptophyta; Magnoliopsida; Arecales; Arecaceae
Source: RefSeq, a predicted model, not a curated record
UUAUAAUUUCCUGUGUAAACCACGACGAAAUGGGGAAAUGCUUUGAUUAAGUAAUUAUAUAAGCCAAGCUCAUGUCGUCUUAAUUAUCUCCUUGAGCCACUGGUUAGAUCGGAAACCUCCCCUCACCCCACCUUUCGUCCUCUUGGAAGAUAGAAAUAGAACCACGCGAGCAUUCACCCCAUCGACUUCCGUACCAUGUUGCAGGGAUUGGCAUCAGAGCCAUUCAAAGGACUUGAGUGUAGAAGAGAAAGGGCUCUCGUUUCUGGACCGGCUACGACUGGUUCAUCAUUGGAUCUAGAUCUAUUUGAUGUGAGCACUUCUCUCGAUCUAUUUCUUGACCACUCUUUCCUGCAGCUGCGUUUCUUCUUUUAGUGAUGCCUGAUUGAGGUUUUCAAAGGAUUUUUGCGGGCUUUUUGGGGUUUCCAAAGAAAUUCGAGAGUGAUCAAUAUGAGCCGAAAGAUCUUCACUUGGUGAGCGAUUCACCGAGUCUAGUGCUUACAAGUUGGAGAUUUGUAGCUUCUUUCCCCCCAACUUUCUGAUAAACGUUUGCCACCAUGGAGACGCACCUCAAAGACCUCUUUGCCCGUUUCCAAGAGCAAUUUGGCUCCGGCCCGGGCCUCGGCCCGAGCUCCGGGACCUGCCUCCUAAAGGUAGAAGGAAUUGCCCCAGCAUUUAUCAAAUCCCUUUUCCGGGCCUCCGCCGCUCUCUACCGUACCGACCCAUGGAAGAGGCUGCGACCUGGCCAUCUAUUCGGCAUCCGGAUUGGCAAGGACACUGACUGGUCGAACAAGAAGCAACUAUUCCCUUGUGCCCAGUUUGUUGGUGGGGAUGGAGGAGACCUGGGCUUCCACUUGUUCAAAUCCGAGCAGGAUGCUCAGAAGAUGACAGGCGUAAGGGAGACGGUUCGGGUUCCUAAUGUGGAGCUCCUGAGGGUCAUCUUUGAACCAGCAUCCCUGCUGUCCCCCCCAAACAAGAGGAUGGUUCGGUCCCUAUCAUUGGAGGCUUCCGGACCUGAUCGGUUUCCCGUCAUAGAUGUCGCUAGGUGCACUUCAACAGGAGGAUUGCGGUUUCGCAACUCCACUCUUGAGGAGCUCUGCUAUGUCUAUGCUUUCAUGAAAGCGAUUGCCCUUGUGCAUCCAUUGCUUGAGUGGGCAGAUGAUGGAGCGCUAAGAAGAGGAAGGUUGAUGAGCUUUGAGCCCUUUAUUGAGACAGUUGAUGUGCAGUGGCCUCCUGAAGUCGCCAAGGGUGGAGACCUUGUAGCAGUUACAAUCUCGCAUCCUCCCGGUCAGGUUUAUGUGGAGAAGAAGCUUGUUUCAACUCCACCAAAGUAUGCCGAGCCACCAAAGGAAGAGCUUCCACCAGUGGAAGCAUUGGCUAAUUGGACUACGUUAAGAAAAUGUGCAAUGUGUGAGAAGGAAGUCCAUGGAGAUCAGUCUUUGUUCUGUGGCCGGUGUCGUGCUGCGGUUUAUUGUGGCCCGGUAUGCCAGAAGCAGCACUGGAAGGAAACUCAUAAAAGUAUAUGUGGACUCUACCAAGCAAUGAUGGAAAGGGAGGAAGAGUUGGCUAUGAAGAUAUUUAUUUUCCCUUGCUUUGUUGAUCACCCUUGUAAAUGGCUUGAGUCAGUGGGUCUCCAUCAGAAAGGGAUGUGGAGAAGGAAGUGCAGCUGCUAUUCUCAUUGCCCAUUUGGCCUUCUCCCUUCAAAGGCCAGUACAAUCUCUGAGUCAUGGGGAAGUUUGAGUGAUGGGGAGUACCCUCCUGAUUCUGCAUUCCCAAACUAUUUGAAUGGAGCUUCCAACCCGAUCCUUCUAUCCGGUUGGUCAGAGUACUACAGUCUCCGCUCCCUCCCGAUGACAAGCCCGGUUGCCGCCAUAUUGUCCCAUCCUUUGACAGUUUAUCACAUACUGACCGCCCUUGUUAUAAGCUCCAAGAACCGACUUGUAAAGGGAAAAGAAGUGAUCGUGCAUUACCUUGGCCCUGCUGGGGAGCUAGAUUGGAUGCCUGCUUUCUCAGAGAUCAGCCAUUUGCUGAAUGGUUCAGGUAACAUACAGAUAGUCAUGAUUGGGCCAGAGGUUCCAAGUAAUCUAUCAGGAACAGUGUCAGGAAUCAGUGGUAGAUUGAGAGUGAACUUGGUGAGGGGCAUCUAUCAGGAACAGGCCUCGUACCUUUCCUCGCCUCAUGCUGUCAUUGCUCUGAAUUGUGGGUUGGAGAACUAUGGGAGCUGGGGGGGUGCUCUUGAGUUGAUUAAGUCGAUGAAUGUGCCGGCUUUCUUCACUGAAAGGUCUGAAAUCUCAUGUGCAAAUACUAAGCAGGUGCUUCGUGGGGCUGGGCUGCAGGUCACUCACCCUGUGACACCAAACCCUUUUCGUUCACCGCUGCGAGAUCAGAUACCUUCCAGUAAUUUACCCUCAUUCAGCAAUGGUUUUGUUUUUGGGGUGAAUACAUGAAAAGCAGACCAUGGCACUGGAAGGUUCUUCAGAUUGUCUUCAUAAUUCUCUUGAUUUGUCUGCUUGUUUGAUCCUUAAUCCCGAGGAAUUCGAAGUUGGAGAGCCAAGGCGCCAAACUUUUCUUUAUGUUUCGUGGCAUGUGUCCAAUUUUAGUGAGGUUGUAGACUACUAAGAUUUUGUGCUACUGUUAAUUGGUAUUUGGAUAUGAUGAACCUAUUUACAUGAUCUUAGAACCUUUUGUUUUCCUUUCUGGUGAUCAACCAGUGACCACUGCUUCUUGAUGUGGAUUGUAUUAUGUUAAAAUUUGUCGUGGUCAGCUUGAAUGUUGCACCAUGAAAACUAGUUAAAUUUUGCUGAACAUAAAAUUUGGAUCAUGAUCUCGACAAA